Molecule: messenger RNA, 4124 nt
Organism: Erigeron canadensis
Lineage: Eukaryota; Viridiplantae; Streptophyta; Magnoliopsida; Asterales; Asteraceae
Product: auxilin-related protein 1-like
Exons: 8
Coding region: 185-3793 (1202 amino acids)
Biological process (GO): clathrin coat disassembly; clathrin-dependent endocytosis
Cellular component (GO): cytoplasm; vesicle; intracellular membrane-bounded organelle
Molecular function (GO): clathrin binding
Source: RefSeq, a predicted model, not a curated record
AAAUACACACAAAUCACAUUGCUUUUUCUCUUUCACACUGAAAAGCACAAAAAGUGUUACCGCACCUUUUACAGCGUGAGACCACACACACACAUUACACUGUGUAACUAAAACCCUAGAAAGUUGUAUAUAAUAUAUAUAUAUAUAUAGAUACAAUAAAUAUCUAUAUAUAUUGUGAGGUUUUAUGAAAGGUUAUAGAGACAAUGGCGGGCGGAGUACGACGGUAUACGACGACGUAUUUGGCGGACCGCCGAAGUUUGGAGCUACGACGCUUCCGCCGCGCCUCGAAGACUACACUGAGAUAUUUCAAGGCUUUCACGUUUCCCGAGGCACUUCAAUUCCGGUUUUAGAUCUUCCGGCGCCGGCGGAUGACUCCGGCGACGUUUGGUUUGAUGCUCGGAGCUCUAAGCUUGACUACCGUGAGGUUUUUGGAGGUUUUAAUGGUUUUGAUUUUGCUCUUUCUUAUGAACAGUUGAUUGGUGGCUUGAAAGUUUCAGAAGAUGAUUCUUCUGAUGAUGCUUGGACUCCAGCUCAAAGUGAAUCACUGUCAGAUGAAUCUGAUCCUAACGUUUCUCUGGAAAUUAAUCAGCAAGCGUCCGCUGCAGAAGUCAACGAGCGAUCUGGUGUGAAAUUUCAGAACGAGCCUAAAAUGGAAGUAGAGAAAGAUGUGUUGAGUGGGAAUAAAACUCAAUCUUCUGAUGUCUCUGUAUCUAGUGUACUAGACAAUCAUGCCCUCCCAAGUAAAAUAGAAAACGAGAAUUUAUUCUCGCUGUCUAAUAAUGAUAUUGCAGCUAAAGAUUUUGAUGGAGUUUUGGAAGGGAAACAACUCAGAAAAUCUCUUUCACAACCACUACAAAGAUAUGGAAGUGAUCCAUGUCAUUCGGUAGGAAAUCAGAAACCUUUCCCUGUGGGAACCAGACAAGUUCUUUCUGUGUCUGAUCUCGGUCUUAAGACUCAGCCUUCUCACUUACCUCCUCCGUCAAGGCCACCACCUGCUUUAACAGCUAAGAAGGGAGAUACUAGUCAUCAUGAUUCGAAACUCAAAAUGUCAAAAAGCUAUGCAUUUGAACGGAUUACAGGUAACCAGUCACCACCUUAUUUUGAUGUUGAGAUAGAUGCAGGUUCAUCUGCUGCCGCAGAUGCUGCAGCUAUGAGAGAUGCAGUGGCGCAAGCUCAAGCAAAGCUCAAAAGUGCAAAGGAGUUGAUGGACAGAAAGAAAGACGGUCUUCAAAGUCGUUCAAAGAGUAAUGCAGGAGAUAAAAGGGGAAGGGUAAAUGAGUGUUAUGAGAGAUCGAUUGGGGCUGGUCCGGCUGGAGGUGAGAGAAUAAAGGGAUUACCUGAAAGAGACAGUAAACAUGAGGUAAAAGAAGAAAAGCAUAAUGAUACUAUGGAUUUGGAUCCCAAUGGCUAUUUUACCGGUUUAACAAAGAAUAACACUACCGUUGAAUCUUUCUAUAAGGAGGAUUGUAAGGUUGUACAAGAAAGAGAGCUUUGUGGAGUGGAGGAAAACAAUGAGGGACAAGAAACACGUGAUAGGUUUCACAGGGAAGAACACCUAAAGGAACCCACUAUAUCUCUCAAAACUUGCAGUUUGAGAGAGACAGAAAAGAGUUCAUUUGUUAGCCAGCAGCAUGGAGAUUGUAAAACACCAAAUGAUUCAGAUGAGAGUGAGUUGUAUGAGAACCUGAUAGAAAUUCAGCUAGAAGAUAAUGAUAUGGAAACUGCGGGAAAAAUAGUUGUGGAAAGCUGGUUUAAAAAUGAUAAUGGAAUGGAAGGGGAUGACAUAGGACCAGCCUUUCAUGUCUGGGAAGAUUAUGAUGUUGAACUUGAAGAAGUUCAUGAGAAUGAACAAGAAAAGGGACUUAAGGAGAGCAUAAUGCAGGAUGAAGAGCUUCAACAACCCGUACCUCUUGAAAUAUCAACUAUUCAGAGUGAAGAGGAAGAGGAUCUUGAAAGAGAAGAAAGCAAAAGAAUAGUUAAAGAUCCAUUUGAGUUGGAAGAGAGUGACAACACAUCAGAAACGAUUUCCGAGCAGGAUGAAAACAAAAAGGAGCAAACAUUGAAUGACAAUGAGAAUAUCUUACAGGAAAAACUUAUGCAGGAGGAAGUUAAGAUAAAAGCAGAGGAAGCUCUUAUGAGGGAGGAAACCAUUAGGGAUGAUAAUGUGCAGACAAUAAAUCAUACACAUGCAAAUGUAGAAGCUGAGACAGUACAUAAAGUGUAUUGUAAUACAGAAGAGAAAAAAGAAUUACUGAUUGAACACGAAAGAGAAGAUAGUGAAAAGAGGGAGGAAGCGGUUUCUGAAACUAGUGGCAUUGAGGAUGGACAUGAGGGUGUUAAGUGGGAUGACGAUUAUACAAGGCUAAACUUAAUUGAAGAAAAUGAAUCAAUCACUCGGGAGAAUUCAGAGGCAUCAGAUGUCGUAUUCCAAAUGCAUGAUAAUGAGAUCGUACAAGAUGUGGCAGACCUAAAGCAGGAUAUAUCAUGUGAAAGAAAUGAAACCAUCGUGGAAACCCCUUGCUCUGUGAAGGUAGAUGAAUGUACUCAGAUUCUGGGCGAAGAAUCGGUUUCGUCAUAUAGCCUAAGUUCUAAUGAUCUGCAAGAUGUAAAGGUUGAAGUAAGAACAGAAGAGGUUACAUGCUCAGAUUCAUUGAAUGAAAGUUCAGGGAAAGCACUAACCGAGAAUCAUAAGAAAACUUCUGAAGUGGUUUCUGGAUCAAAGAAUAGCAUCAGUUUUACCUCUGAUCAUGCUGGUUUUCACCCUGAAGGUAUAACAAAUACAUCUACAACAAAAUCUCACACAGAUCAAGUUGACUCAUUGAGAAAUUCAGGACGAAUUAUGGAAAACAAGAACGAGAUUCGUCACAAUGUCGUCCCAGAGAAUAGGGGAAAAGAAGAAAGGUUGCAGAGGGCAAGAGAGAUAGAAAACGAGCGUUUGAGGAAAUUAGAAGAAGAGAGAGAAAGACAGAUAGAAAGAGAGAAGGAUCGUAUGGCUAUCGACAGAGCUACUCUUGAAGCUCGUGAAAGUGCCUUUUCUGAAACCAGGGAGAGAGCAGAAAGAGCUGCUGUAGAAAGAGCAACUGCAGAGUUCAGACAAAGAGCCCUGGCAGAGGCUCGAGAAAGAUUAGAAAAAGCAUGUGCUGAGGCUAGGGAGCGGUCAUUAGCUGAAAAGGCAAUGGAAGGGAGGCUAAGAGUAGAAAAAGCAACUGCCGAGGCUCGAGAAAGAGCAGAAAGAUCUGUUGCCGAUAAGUUCUCUAAUUACAAAAAUAGCGGAAUGAGACAAAAUUCCUUGCCCGCUGAUCUUGCAGGGUCUUACAGUGGAUUCAGAUAUUCUCAGACUGUAGCAGAGAGUGGAGGUGACGGUGAAUCACCACAGAGGUGCAAAGCUCGGUUGGAGAGGCAUCAGAGAACAGCUGACCGUGCUGCAAAAGCUUUGGCUGAAAAGAAUAUGAGGGAUCUUGUUGCUCAAAAAGAACAAGCAGAGAGAAGCAGAUUAGCUGAAAGUCUUGAUGCUGAAGUAAAAAGAUGGUCUAGCGGGAAACAAGGCAACCUGCGUGCAUUACUGUCGACAUUACAAUAUAUUCUUGGAUCUGAUAGUGGAUGGCAGCCAAUUCCUUUAACUGAAGUAAUCACUACUGCUGCCGUAAAGAAGGCUUACAGAAAAGCCACUCUUUGUGUGCACCCAGACAAAUUGCAACAACGUGGUGCAACCAUUCAGCAAAAGUAUAUUUGUGAAAAGGUUUUCGAUCUUCUCAAGGAAGCUUGGAACAAAUUUAACUCAGAAGAAAGGUAGCCGUGUCAUUUGUUCCAUCGAAGGGAAUGAACUAUCUAUAUGGCCUUUUGGAAUGAUGUAAUUGGUUCGUGAAGCGAGCAAACCCUUGCUUAAUUACAUUCGUAUCUCCUGGUGCCUCCAGUAUUUUUUUUGGGUGUAGAGGGAUGUUGGAAAGGGUGUGAAAUUGAUUAAUCAAAUUUGCUUCCAAUGUAAUUUCUAGCCUAGGAGACGUAAAUUGAGUAAAACAUCAAUCUAAGCUUUAUGCUUUUAUUAUGGGUUUGGUUCGGUUGUGAUAAUCGACCGACUUUGUUUUGUCCACUUCUAACAUAAAUUAUUUUUAACGAUCAAGCAA